This is a messenger RNA of Nelumbo nucifera (sacred lotus), 3519 nucleotides long. RefSeq names its product autophagy-related protein 9-like. The record is from RefSeq and is a predicted model, not a curated record. Gene Ontology annotation, cellular component: autophagosome; phagophore assembly site. NCBI's taxonomy places the organism in Eukaryota, Viridiplantae, Streptophyta, Magnoliopsida, Proteales, Nelumbonaceae. Gene Ontology annotation, biological process: autophagy of mitochondrion; piecemeal microautophagy of the nucleus; reticulophagy.
CAGUAUGAGGGAGAGAGUAGAGAGCCCGCCAGGCCGCCAAGGCAGGGACCGGGCAGGGUGACUCACUGACUCCCAUCCUCACGUCUCCCUGUAGUUGUACAGCUGACUCAGAGAACUCGGCCAAAACGCUCCACCUGGUUUAAAAUAUUGCAGAAAAAUCUUUCUUCCUCCACGCAUUACUCCCUUCUUUUUCUCUUACUUCUCUCUUCGGUCUUCCUUUGAUUCCAUUACCGAAUAAACCGUUUUUAUUUCUUACUUUAUUUUUCAUCGGAACUCGGAAGCCCGUCUGUUUUCAGCUCUGUACUUCGAUUUAAUUACUUUCCUUUUCUUUGCCUCUUCUUCGGACGCCAAUCUCUGUGAGUAAACCUUCCAAAAUCGUUCCUUUUGUUUCAAUCCUACCUGAAGGCUUGGUCGCUUAACUGCAGAGAUUGGUUGGUUGCAGGUUAGAAGACAAACUUAGCAAGUUUGUGGUGGCACCUGUAAUUAAAGAUUUGAUCGAGUUCUGGAAAUCAGCAUUUAAGAAGGAUUGCCUUUAUAAAUCAUGGAAAGCUCCUUUCAUUAAUCAAUCAACCAAACAGUUUGGGGAAUGGACUGGCUAUAUUUUCUUGAUCCAAGUGUUUACGAAUGAUGUCCACUGGACAAAAGGGUAGAAAUGCUUUCAGCAUAUUCAAUUGGAAAUGGUGUGGCGAAUCAUCGUUAACUAGAGGGCUGCUAAGUGAUGUGCCUCCUGAGAUUGAACUGUCAGACUACAGAAGGCCACCAAGUUCUGGUAGUGAGAGCCCUUCUGGGUUUCUUGAUGGUGAGGGCUUGAAGUUAGAACCUAUUGCUGAUUUGGACCUAUUCUUUGAAAGGCUAUAUAAUUAUUAUUGUGAAAAAGGACUGUGGUGCAUAAUCAUCAAGUGGAUUGUUGAACUCCUAACCCUUGGUUUCACCAUAUGUUUCUCUGGAUUUUUCCUAUUAUUUGUUGAUUGGAAUGGACUGCGCCAGGCAAAGUGUGGAAUAGAUGCAGUUGACUCAGGAAUUAUCAAGUCUUGCGAUCUGGCUAAGGUGGCUCUUCAUCCACAUCCUUUAACCCCCUUCACACUUUCCAAGGGUAUUAUUGUUGGGUACCUGGGUAUAUUUUCUGUCUAUUGGAUCUUCUGUUUCUUGUGGUUUUUUGCACAACUGAAGAACACAUUGGAGAUCAGGAACUUCUAUUAUAAUAGUCUCCAUGUUUCCGACCGUGAAGUUCAAACAACACCAUGGGCAUCAAUUCUUGAAAAGGUUGUUCAGAUACAGAGGUCACAACAACUUUGUGUGGUGAAGGAUCUCUCUGCACAUGAUGUGGUAAUGCGAAUAAUGCGCAAAGAGAACUACUUGAUUGGAAUGCUUAACAAAGGUGUGCUUGCUUUUCCAAUUUCUAAGUGGGUCCCUGGUGUUGGUCCUGCUGUCAACUCUGGCAAAAAUGGAAGAAAGAAUCAUUUAAUACUACCGAAGACUCUUGAAUGGACCUUAUAUUGGUGCAUACUGCAGAGCAUGUUUGAUAGAAACUUUUGUAUCCGGAGGGACUUUAUUUCAAACCCUUCUUCAUUGAGGAAGAGGCUUAUGGCAGUUGGGCUUGGAAUGCUUCUACUUUCUCCAUUUCUUGUCAUUUUUAUGUUGGUUUAUCUCUUCCUGAGGCAUGCUGAACAGUUCUAUAACCACCCUAGCACCGCAUCAUCUAGAAGGUGGUCUAACCUUUCAAAGUGGAUAUUUAGAGAGUUCAAUGAGGUUGACCAUUUGUUUAAACACCGUAUUAAUAGCAGUGUAAUACAUGCAGCUGAAUAUCUAAAGCAGUUUCCCUCCCCUAUUGUUUCUAUCAUUGCCAAGUUCAUUUCUUUUGUUUCCGGUGGUUUCGCUGCCAUUCUGAUUAUAAUUGCAUUUCUGGAGGAAUCUCUACUAGAAGGACAUAUAUUUGGUCGUAACUUGUUCUGGUAUGCUGCUGUCUUUGGAACUGUGACAGCUAUUAGUCGAGCUGCUGUGACUGAUGAACUUCAGGUGCUCAACCCUGAAGAGGCAAUGUCUAUGGUCGUUCAACAUACACAUUAUAUGCCAAAGAGAUGGCGUGGUAAAGAGAAUAAUGAUACAGUACGCCUGGAGUUUGAGACCUUAUUUCAGUACACUGGAAUGAUGUUGCUGGAGGAGAUGGCAUCCAUUUUCCUCACCCCCUACUUGCUCCUAUUCAUUGUACCACAGCGUGUGGAUGACAUUCUGCAGUUCAUCUCAGAUUUCACAGUGGAUGUUGGUGGUGUAGGUCAUGUGUGCAGUUUUAGUACCUUUGACUUUGAAAGCCAUGGAAAUAGCAACUAUGGUUCACCACAUGAUGCACCCCACACCAAAAGGAGCUCCCAGGGGAAAAUGGAGAAAUCAUUCUUAAGUUUCCAGAGCACCUAUCCUACCUGGGAACCAAAUACUCAGGGAAAGCAAUUCCUUGCUACUGUUCACAGUUUUCGAGAGAAGAAAUUACAAGGCCAGGGAAUUCUACAGGGACAAUCACCUCCCAGGAUAUUGCAGUGUAGCCCAAAUCCAAGAGGUCGAACUGACAUGCACAGAUUUUUCUCAAGGGAUGGGCUCUACAGUAACGUGGGUGGCCUUCCUAGAACAGGCAAUCAAUUAGGUUCUGUAUGUCUGGUGAGAGCAGAACAAAAAGAUCAUCCGUAUUUGCUUGAUUGGUACUACACAUCUCGACCUCCUUGUGCAGCCAAUAAUUCAAAUCUACACCCUGAAGUUGCCAAAGAGGACAUUUGGAUGCCAUUUCACAAUUCCACUGCCCAAAUGGAUCCAAGUUUAGAAGAAAAUUGGAGAUAUCCCUUGGAAGAUCGAUUACAAAGUCAUCUAGGUGCUUCCAGCUCAUCAGCUCCUUUCUUUCGAGAAAGUGUGUUUCAGCAUAGUGAUGGGGGUCAUCCAGAACAUCCCACUGAGAACCAUUGGUGGGCCCGAAGUGGUCCAAAUUCAGGGGGGGCCCAGACUAGUUUUCUUGAGCCUCCUAAUUUUGACCAUCACACUGGAACUUACCAUCAUGACAACUUCUCUGAUAGAAGUUCGGAGCAAGAGCAACAUUUGGACUGGAGGAAUUCUCGUAUGUUAUCAAAAACUGUAUACAUGGAUAACUAUGAUUUAGACACAGAAUUCAAUCUCCCAUUCAAUGAUAUUUACAGUAAACCAUUGGAAAUACUGACUAUAAGACCAGAUCCCCCAAGUAGCUAGUGAUAAAUUGCAGCUGGAAUUCUUUAUUUCUUUCAGAUACUAUUCAUAUGCUUCUGUUGGGAUAUGGUUGCAUCAUCUGCCAGUUGAAUGUAAUGUGGAUUUCCAAGGUGGUCGUUUAUCUCUGUUUUACUUGAGGGAGGAAGAUAGUUAUUCUUUGUUGUACAUAAAUUUCACAAGUUCCAGUAAUGUGCUUCAGGAAGGUGGUUUAGGAUUAAAGUAGUCCCCGCACCUGUCGUAGUUGUAAACAUUAAACACAAUUUAUUCAUCAUCAUCCCAAUGUCGUUCAAUUUUAGA